Prunus avium (sweet cherry) is the source of this 2866-nucleotide messenger RNA. The record is from RefSeq and is a predicted model, not a curated record. Lineage: Eukaryota; Viridiplantae; Streptophyta; Magnoliopsida; Rosales; Rosaceae.
GCAGAAAAAUAUGCUUACUUGUCAUGAACGCCUUGAAUCUUAUUCUUAUAGGUUAUCCAGAUAGCACUACUAUAGCUUUCAAGUCCUCGGUCUGCUGGACUGGAAUGAUGUGCUGCUUAUAUAAGUUUGGAUCUUUCCUCUAGUGUUGAUGUUUUCUUGGAUUAUAUGUAAGGGUACAGACAGGACUAUAAUGCCGGGUUCAUAUUCAGUGAUCAAUUGCACAGUGGAAUGUGUACGACGAGACCUCCAUUACGUUGUAGAGAUGUAAAUACACAUACAUUUAUGAAAUUUGGGGCAGCUCUUUGUGCUUCAGUUAUGGCAGAAUUCAUGGAUCUUUCCUUUUCUGAUAUUUAUUUAGAUGGGAGGGCAGCUGUGUGUUAAUUGCAGUUAGGAUAAUCUGUAUUGUUUCUUUGUAGUGUGUUAAUUUGGGGCAGCUUGGACUGCAUAAUCCAGACAAGUUGGUGAUGUCAUCACAAUCCUGCUGCAGACCACGAAUCAGGAACUUCCUUCGUUGCGAUGGAAGGAUUAUAGUGUGGACCGUAACAAAUUUGUUGAAAACAGGAAGAGUGAUGUGAUGAAAAUUAGAGGAAGGAUUCUGGUUAUCAUUUGAGCCAAUUUGAAAUUUUGCUAACUUUUCUCCUUAAGCCUCAGUGCAGUACCACCUUGCAACACAGCAGUAGGUGGACCGGCAAAAUCGCAACUUGUACACGAAGUGGAUGCCCUUGGUGGUGAAAUUUGGGAAGAUUUCUGAAUGAUUUCAAAUAAUUUGUGCUAGUCUCCUUCCGAAGCCGCCGCAGCCUUUGCCUCACCCGUCCCUUCUUCACCUGCAACCUCUCCUGCUGAUUCUCUGUUGCUCUCUCAACCUCUCCAGAAAACAGAGCAAGGGUAACAAACUCCUUCAAAAGCAACACAAGUGGAUGUCCAAUGCCAGCAAUUUAUAAUCCUUUGAAGCUUCCAAUUUUGUGUUUCAGACGUUUUCUUAGAACCAUGUCAUCGACAUCUUCUUCAUUGUCGUCGUCGUCGGCAUCAUCAUCAUCCAUUGCAACUCCAUCCCAUAAGCACAUAGCCCAUCUUCUAUUAGACCAAAAAUCAGCAUCCCAAGCCCUCCAAACCUUCAAAUGGGCCUCCAAACUCCCCAACUUCAUCCACUCUCCCUCCACUUACCGUGCUCUCAUCCACAAGCUGUGCACAUUCCACUGCUUUGACACUGUUCACCAAUUGCUCGACGAAAUGCCAACCUCAAUUGGGCAACCCCCAGAUGAAGACAUCUUUGUCACCAUCAUUCGAGGUCUCGGCCGUGCCCACAUGGUAAAACAAGUGAUCAACGUGCUUGACUUGAUUUACAAGUAUGAAAAAAUGCCUUCUUUGAAGGUAUUCAAUUCCAUACUUGAUGUUCUUGUGAAGGAAGAUAUAGAUAUAGCUAGGGAGUUUUAUAGGAAGAAGAUGAUGGAAAGUGGCGUUCAAGGCGAUGACUAUACUUUCGGUAUCUUGAUGAAAGGACUUUGCUUGACGAAUCGAAUUGGUGAUGGUUUUAAGCUUUUGCAAGCAAUGAAGUCUCGGGGAAUUACCCCAAAUACUGUGGUCUAUAACACGUUGCUUCAUGCACUUUGCAAGAACAAGAAAGUUGGGAGAGCGAGAAGCUUGAUGAAUGAGAUGGAAGCGCCCAAUGAUGUGACUUUUAAUGUUUUGAUAUCUGGUUAUUGUGGAGAAGAGAAUUUAGUGCAAGCUCUUGUUUUGCUAGAGAAGUGCUUUGGUUUGGGGUUUGUGCCUGAUGUUGUCACUGUAACUAAGGUGUUGGAAAUUCUUUGCAGUGAUGGCCGUGUAAUGGAGGCUGUCAAGGUUAUAGAGAGAGUGGAGAGCAAGGGAGGAUUGGUGGAUGUUGUAGCUUAUAACACCUUAAUUAAGGGUUUCUGUAGAUUAGGGAAAGCGAAACUCGGUCUUCGCAUUGUGAAGGAGAUGGAGAGAAAGGGAUGCCUUCCAAAUGUUGAUACUUACAAUGUAUUGAUCUCUGGUUUUUGUGAGUCUGGGAUGUUGGAUAUGGCGCUUGAUCUGUUUAAUGAUAUGAAAACAGAUGGCAUCAACUGGAAUUUUGUUACGUAUGAUACAUUAAUUAGAUAUUUGUGUUCAGGAGGAAGGACGAAAGAAGGGUUUGAAAUUUUGGAAUUAAUGAAUGAAAGAAAAGGUGGUUCCCUAGGCCAAAUUUCUCCUUAUAAUAGUGUGUUAUAUGGCCUGUAUAAGGAACAUCGUUUGGACGAAGCACUUGAGUUUCUAACCAAUAUGGGGAAACUAUUUCCUAGAGCUGUUGAAAGAAGCUUGAGAAUUUUAGGUUUCUGUGAGGAGGGCGCCACAGAGAAUGCCAAGAGGGUUUAUAAUCAGAUAAUUAUGGAAAGGGGAGUUCCAAGUGUUUUUAUUUAUGACUGUCUAAUCCAUAGAUAUUGCCAAGAAGGGUGUAUUCGUGAAGCCUUUGAGCUAUUGAGUGAGAUGAUUGCUCAUGGUUACUUUCCUCUUGCGUUGACAUUUAAUUCUCUGAUAAGUGGGUUUUGCGAGCAAGGAAAAGUUGGUAGUGCACUGAAGCUCCUGGAAGACAUGGUUGGGAGAGGUUGUUCACCCGAUGCUAGAAGUUAUAGUCCUUUGGUGGCCGCUCUUUGCCAUAUGGGGGAUUUUCAGAAAGCUUUGAGACUUGUUUUGCAAAUGGUAGAGAAGGGUAUCAUUCCAGAUUAUUUUACAUGGAACUCGUUGCUUUUUUGUUUAAGUCAAGAGACUGUAUGGUUGAAGGGCAAAAGUAUAUUGGAUGUAAAUAACUUGGUACACUGUAUUAUCGAGAAUUAAAUACAUGCCAGGGUUGAUGGCACUUUGUUGAAAUUAA